Messenger RNA from Drosophila willistoni, 3321 nucleotides. RefSeq lists its product as uncharacterized. Gene Ontology annotation, molecular function: GTPase activity; GTP binding; calcium channel regulator activity. The record is from RefSeq and is a predicted model, not a curated record. Bases 392 to 2704 code for a protein of 770 amino acids. The transcript has 7 exons. NCBI's taxonomy places the organism in Eukaryota, Metazoa, Arthropoda, Insecta, Diptera, Drosophilidae. Gene Ontology annotation, cellular component: plasma membrane.
GCAGCUUCGUGGGGGCUUCAAGCGGCUUGAAGUGGCAGCAGCAGCAGCAGCAAACUGUGUGCGGCGGCAUUUUUUAAAGCGGAAACGAAAGUGCAGACAAUUCGACAUAGUGUUAAAUUGUGCAAACUGUUGCUCAUCGUGGUACCAAAAAAAAACACAAAAAAUGAAAUAGAGUGAUAGAGAGAGUAAAUCGAGUGAAAGCGGAAAACGCAAUUAAGACAAUUAGCAAAGUUUUGCAGAGCAAAUACAAAACGAAUUUCGGCAAAAAUGCUGGGAUUACGCAUGUUGUCGUUGGGCACUUGUUGCGCUUGCAGGACACUCGCUUAAUUGCUAAUCCUCGCGCGCCCAGACGCCUCUAAUUACACAAGCAGCAGCAACACAAACAUUGAAAAUGGCCCAACAACAACGCAGUUGGGAUGAGGGAGCCGUAGGAGGAGGCGGCGGCAGCGGUGGUGGCUAUGGUCAUCCACAUCCACAUCCCCAUCAUCAUCAUCACCACAAGACUCCAGCUAGAGCAUCUAGCAAUCCAUUGCCAUACAAGGGAGCUACUCCCAAAUCGCCAAGGAGCACUUAUCAUCCGCCUUCGGUAUAUGCCACACCCACUACAAGUUGUAGUGGCGCUGCCGUUGGCGCUGGAGGACCACGCAGUCCUGGCUAUGGCAGCAGCUAUGGCAGCGCUCCCAGAAGUCCCCAAAUUACCACCACCUAUGCCAAUGAUAGUUGCGACGAUGGCAGCAGCUCUACGCCAAGUUCCUACUAUCAAACACCCACCUCGGGCUCCAUGGACGAUUCAUCAUCGUUGUUAAGUGGUCAUGCCACAGCACGCAGUCCAUGCAAAUCGCCAUGCAAAUUCGUUUUCGAUGCCAUCAGUCCAAGCCCGGGAAUGGAUCAGAAUGCCUUGGGCAAGAAAUUUGAAUACUAUGAGCCCAUCUCACCCGACGAUGGAGCCAUCUACUAUGAGCCGCCAAGCUCACCGCGUCGACAGGGUUCGACAAAGAAGCUUUUGAGAAACAAACCGGUGCAGGAACAGCUGCCUCCCCAGGUGACCACAACGUGUGUGGGUGGAGUGACCGGCAAUCAGGGUGGACAGGGCAAAAGACGACGCGAUGAAUGGGAAUUGCCCGUGAUCACCAAACUGGAUGCCAGAUGUCUUAAUGCAGUCGCCGCCGGCGGCUCAGGCGCUACUUACUUUAACCUGAAACGUGAUUCUUGUGUCACAGAGUGCACUCAGCUAUCCAUGGAAUCGGGAGAAACCGGUACUCAGCAUACGACAACCACUAGCUUUACUAGCUACACAGAUCCCGAGCCGGGAAACUCGAGUGCAAGUGGACAACCUCAGUUGUCACAUCGUCAGCGCCGUCAUGCCAUUAAUAUAACUUCCAAUCCAGGAUAUCAAGUCCUCCAUAGCUCGCACUCUACACUGGAUCGCACCUGUUCGGAUAGUGUGGUCUCAUUGCGCUAUCACCGCAAGUCCACCAGUGAUCUUACCCAGGAUGCUGAGCAUGAGUUGAGUGGCUGUAAGCCACAGAAACCCAAACGAGAUCAGGCGCCAGUAGAGUAUAAGCCGCGUCGGCGUGGCAGCUCCAAGGGUGGUCUGGCCUAUUUGGCCAGUCGUCGCAGUUCACGCGAGUCGAUGAAAAGCGCCUGUUCGAAUACGUCCAUCUUUUCGAAUGACGACAUUGGACCCUUGGCCUUUCAGAGCUCAAACCGGGGACGUCAGCGUAGGACUUCCAAUUUUCUGGAGUUACCAGUGCCGGAUCAUAUACGUCCGCGUGUUUGCUCACUACCGGAACGUCCAUACAAUCCGCGGGCCAGCGAUGAUCUCUAUCGUCUGCGUCACUUUUCCAUUAGCAAGGGCAAUGUAGUCAAUUGCGGGGAUUCGAUCAUUUCACGACGUUCUCGGAGCAACACGAGUGUGAAUUCUACGAAUAGUCGGGCCAGUGAACGUUCUCCCUUCGAGGGAAGUUGCUGUGGAGCUGGUUAUGCGAAUGUUGAUUCCCUGCCCGCCUCUCCGGAUGAAUCGGAGAAUCAAGAGCCACCGCCACCGGCUCGCUAUCGUGUGGUCAUGCUCGGCGAUGCUGGAGUGGGCAAGACGGCGCUGGUCAAUCAGUUCAUGACCUCGGAAUAUAUGCACACCUACGAUGCCAGUUUAGUUUUAGACGAUGAGUUUGGCGAGAAGACCGUGAGUGUCCUGCUGGAUGAUGAGGAAUCGGAAAUGGUAUUCAUUGAUCACCCUAGUGUUGAGAUGAGUGUAGAGAAUUCAUUAUCCACAUAUGAACCACAUGGCUGUGUUGUGGUUUUCUCUGUUGUGGACAAGGGCUCCUUUCGUAAUGCUGAGGAAAUCAUCAAUUAUUUGUGGCAAGAGAAUUAUACCAAGGACAAGGCUGUCAUAUUGGUGGGUAAUAAGGCGGAUUUGGCUCGUGCCCGGCUUAUCACAUCACAAGAGGGCAAAACAUUGGCCGCCUCACGCGAUGCCAAAUUUAUUGAGACGUCCAGUGGCAUACAGCACAAUGUCGAUGAGCUUCUCGUCGGCAUAUUGAAACAGAUGCGUCUCAAGGAAGUUAGAGAGAAGAAAGCUACCUCAUCCAAGAUGAAAACCUCACGCACUCACAUAUCUUUGCAUCUGGCCAAGGAGAUACUACAGAAAAUAUGUCUAAGUGACAUUUCCAAAUCCAAAAGCUGUGAAAAUCUUCACGUGCUUUAAACAACAAAACAAAAUAAAAAACACACAGAGCUAUAUAAAACUAUUUUGCUAGAAUUAUAUAUAUAAAGAUAUCUAUAACUGAAAGGCUCAGUUUUAGCAAAAACACAAAGCAUAAAAAAAAACCUUUGUCAAUGUCAUUGUCUUCUUUUUAACAAGAACGAUUUAUUUAUUAUUAUAAAUGUGCUAAAGAAAAGCCAAAUGGAGAAGCCACACUGUGUGGGGAGGGCAAAGGACAUAUACAUUAUUAGAGGCAUCUGCUCCCUUUUGUGGUUUUGUCCAUGAAAAAUGUUGUCUCUGCCAUCUUGACCACAAGUCAUUGGCAGUGGUCAGGCCUACGACGAUGACGACGACGACGACGAUAAUUCGUUUGUUUAUGGCGGAUGUUUUGAUUAGCUUAUCACCAGCAACAAACUGGAAUGUGUCUGGCCCCAGACGAAGGCCGGACCAGGGCCUCUUGGUAUUGAUAAGCCACAGCAAAAAGGGGCGGGUGACCCAGAGACGCGUGUCUCUAAAGAGGCACGGCAAAGAAAAUAUCAAAAUAAAGUAUUUACCAAUUGAAGUCUACAAUAAUAUUAUAUAUAUAUUUAUAUGUAUGUAUUUAUAAAUGUGUUCUCAAU